AAUAUGUCUCAAGCAAAUAAAAAAUCUGGAGGUAGACCACCUGCAAGUCUUUGGGAUGUUCAUAUUAAAAAAGGAAAUGAAGUUUCUAAAGGACAUUAUCAAGGGACUUGCAAUUAUUGUUCUUAUUCUCAGCAAAAAGGAUCUCCUCAAGAUUUUGAAGAACAUUUGGCUAACAAUUGUCCUAAUGUUCCAAGUGAUGUUAAGCAAAUAUAUUUAAACAAGGUUUUGACAAGAUUUAAAAAUCCAAGACAAGGAUCUAUUAAAAAUGUUCAAACAAAAAUAUCUGAUUUUAAUGAAAGUUCUAAACUUACAUUAGAAAGAACUAAUGAAAUUAAUAAAGCUUGUAUUAAAGCUUUUGUUAUAUGUGGUAUAUCAUGGAGAGUAAUUAAUAAUCCAUUUUUUAUUGAUUUUUUAAAAACAUUACGACCAGGAUAUAAUCCACCCUCUUCUGAAGUUCUUUCAGGACGUAUUUUUUCUCAAGAAGUAUCAUCAAUUAAUGUAAAAAUUAUUCAAAAGUUAAAUUAUUCUAAAAAUUUAACUUUAG
This is a messenger RNA of Dentiscutata erythropus, 544 nucleotides long. NCBI's taxonomy places the organism in Eukaryota, Fungi, Glomeromycota, Glomeromycetes, Diversisporales, Gigasporaceae. The record is from the annotation of a GenBank genome assembly.